GCUGAACAAAUAUUUUCAUACCAGCGAGUCCUUUCUGGUCCUAUGGGGGUUGGCAAGUCAUAUCUAUUCCUAUUUCCUUGCUGCAAAAGGAUAUGCGGAAGGGUGGCUUACCCUUUAUAUACCAGAUGCCGCGAUAUUAGAUGGAGCUACGGAUGAAAUCUUCGGCAAUGGUACUGUUAGAAUGUUUCUUCGCUUUCAACAGGGAUAUCUUGACGGCAUCUGAUCUGGAAAGUCUCCUCAACUUUCUUGGAAAUGUACAUUACUCAAUUAAGGGUGCUUGCGCAGUAUUCGACCUAUUCAAACAGAAGGAGCGCAAAACACUGUUCAUUAUCGACGAACAUGGAAAGUUAUUCCAAGAAAAACCGUACGUGCCGGGAAAAAUACCCGUUCCUGAAGCAUCUAAUGAACCUUAAUCUAUGGGAGUCUCAAUACAAAGGAUCUAGAGUGAUAUUUACAGGAACAGCCCAUGCCAAAUAUGAAUUGGAGAUUAUGGAAGACAGUGCUCGAGUUUCCUUAUUGUACUUUGUUGGCCCACUAUCCGAGACAGUGUUUUCAAAAUGGUUGGAGGUCCACCUGAACCAACCCGAUAUUGUCCAGGAUAUAAUGAGGAUUACAAACCGUGUGCCACGAGAGUUUAUGUUCCUCAUCCGGUCAAUUGAGGAAAGACCACUCACAAGAAAUAGCAUUGAUUCGUAUGUAACUGAGAGAACAAGCGAGUUUCACACUGUAGUUUGGACGUACUACGAAUCUCGCAGCGAGACAUCGAAGAAGAAGUUCGCUAAAAGCCUUGCAACAGUCUUUCCUUGGCAACAACUCGCAGAGUAGUGAUUUUGAAUGGGAUUUCCGUGACCUAGGGCUUAUCUAUCGUCUCAACAAGAGCCGCGGAGCCAUAAACUAUGUCUUGUGCCUCCCA
Messenger RNA from Lobosporangium transversale, 913 nucleotides. RefSeq lists its product as hypothetical. The record is from RefSeq and is a predicted model, not a curated record. Lineage: Eukaryota; Fungi; Mortierellomycota; Mortierellomycetes; Mortierellales; Mortierellaceae. The coding region runs from base 253 to 825 and encodes 190 amino acids. The transcript has a single exon.